UCUCAAUCAGAAUAGGCUGGAAAAUAGAGUUUUGAUGCCAGACGGGACAUUGUACCUUUAUUCUGAUUUUUUUUCGCCUUUUCCAUCGCUGCGAAUUCCAGCCCCCCUAAUCUCCCUUUUCCUGCCUGCACGCUCCGAUCCGUUUCUGUAUUGAUAUUUCCUGCGCCUCCACGAUCCUCUUCCCAGCCGUCGGUUGCCCUGAAAGCUUACUGCAGACUCUCGCUUUCUUACUGCAGAGAACAUGAUAAAUCUGUUUAAAAUCAAGGACAAGAAAAAUCAAGAUGCAGAAAGUGCCAAUGGAAGACCUCCUAUAAAGAAGCAAAGUGCUGGAGAGUUGCGUCUCCACAAAGAUAUAAGUGAGCUGAACCUGCCAAAAACGACAACCAUAUCAUUUCCUAAUGGGAAGGAUGAUUUAAUGAAUUUUGAGAUCAGCAUUCGGCCUGAUGAAGGAUAUUACCAGGGAGGUACAUUUAUGUUCACGUUUCUAGUUCCUUCAUCCUACCCUCAUGAACCACCAAAGGUCAAGUGCAAGACAAAGGUAUACCACCCUAACAUUGACUUGGAAGGAAAUGUUUGCUUGAACAUUUUGCGGGAGGACUGGAAGCCCGUCCUUAAUAUAAAUACUAUUAUUUAUGGAUUGAAUCAUCUUUUUACGCAACCAAAUCAUGAGGAUCCCCUGAACCAUGACGCUGCAGCUGUUCUGCGUGACAACCCGAGGUUGUUCGAGACCAAUGUGAGAAGAGCAAUGGCUGGAGGAUAUGUAGGCCAGGUUCACUUUCCCCGUUGCAUAUGAUGAAAGCCUCUGAUGCCUUGCAGAAUAAAAUAGUUAGAUUGCCUUAGCAAAGCUGCUCAGGCUGCAGCAGCUAUAGCUUCUUCUGUGAAAUAGCAUCGGCAUGUUCUUCAAUGUAAAGCAGUCUGCACCUUGCUGUAUCUCAAAGACCUUUGCUUGUAUUAUUAUUUCAAUGGAAUGUUCACAGAUGUGUGAGAGACAGAGACUGAUUAGCAGUUUAAUUUUUUUUUUUAAUUAUUGUUAUUGUUAUUGGUAAACAUGGCAUGGCUAGCUUAUGAUUCAUAAUGUAUGCUUGUAUUUAUAACUUGAUUGUUUUUUUUUAUUAUUGUUAAGUGUAUGGUUAUAAUAAUCUUUUGAUGUACUCAGUUCAUGAAUU
Molecule: messenger RNA, 1166 nt
Organism: Dendrobium catenatum
Lineage: Eukaryota; Viridiplantae; Streptophyta; Magnoliopsida; Asparagales; Orchidaceae
Product: NEDD8-conjugating enzyme Ubc12
Exons: 6
Coding region: 242-793 (183 amino acids)
Source: RefSeq, a predicted model, not a curated record